This is a messenger RNA of Drosophila busckii, 645 nucleotides long. RefSeq lists its product as uncharacterized. The transcript has 4 exons. Bases 1 to 645 code for a protein of 214 amino acids. Lineage: Eukaryota; Metazoa; Arthropoda; Insecta; Diptera; Drosophilidae. The record is from RefSeq and is a predicted model, not a curated record.
AUGCCACAGCAGCUUGAGUUGCAAGCCACACAACCGCAAGCCGCGCUCCAGAAUGUGACGCUGCCUUUGUCGCCGCGUAAACUGUCCAGGGGCAAACGCUUUGUGGCCUUUCCCUUGGGCUCAUCAGCAUCUGCUGCUCUUUGUCUAACCACCGGCGUUGUGGGCAAUCCCCAUCUGUUGUAUCUGAGUUUUGGUCUCAAUUGGGGCAUUGCCUACGAUUUGCCAAACAUCACAUGGGUGCUGCACAAUGCCCAUGGCUGGAACAUAAAGCGACCGUUCUCAGCACUUGCCAAAAUCAAGCGCAGACAUCGCCGUGAUCUCUAUGGCAAUCUGGAGACAAUGAUGGACAGCAUGGGCUACAAUGGACGCGACUGCAUUUUGCGCACGCUCUGCGAGAGUCGUCAGUACUUCCAAAGCACCAAGAUGAACAUGAUUGGCGAAAUGCUGCGCACCAUAUUCACCCUACCCAAGCAGCGAAUUUUUACACGCGAGCUGGAUGAACACGCGGAUAUAGUGCACUAUGAUAAUGCCUAUCGGCAUGCACACAAUUUUGAUUGCGCCCAGCAGUAUGACUGUCAUUUCUCAUUGAUUGAACUGGCAUUUGGCAAAUAUUCGAAGCCACCUGCAAAUUAUUAUGCUGCAUGA